Molecule: messenger RNA, 2889 nt
Organism: Funneliformis caledonium
Lineage: Eukaryota; Fungi; Glomeromycota; Glomeromycetes; Glomerales; Glomeraceae
Source: the annotation of a GenBank genome assembly
AUGUCACACGAUAAUAUUGGAAAAGUUGACAAAUUAGUUUCACCAAACAAAAAUGAAUCAUUCAGUCAGUUUCCUCUUGAACACGAAUCCAUGAUUCGUGUUACAGAAGGAGAAGGUGAUCAUGUCUCCAAAGUCUUUGCAGACGAUGCCAAUGAAUGCUUUACUGAGAUGCUUGAUGAAAUAAGUGAUCCAGAUCCAGUCAUGUGCAAUAAUCUCGAGAACGUGGUUACACGUGAUCUGACAUUCGAGGAGCCUUUGUUCCCAGAGAACACGCAAUUGGAGAACAAUCAUCAAGCUCCCACCAUCAAAUCGUUAACGUCCAAAUUUACUCGUUUCAACGUGCCUGAACCAUUUCUAGAUGAGAAAACAUUUAAAAUGGAGGAUUUAUGUACAUUACGCGAUGAUGAACUUGCCAUCAAGAAAGAAUUUGAACAAAAGGAUGAAACAAUCUCCUUUGAAGGGUUACGAUCGAAUGAUAAAUAUCAUGAAGAAUCUCUCUUGCCUAUAAAAGAUAUCAAUUGUGUGCAAGAUGUCCCAAAUUCGAUUUCGGAGAUUGUGUCCUUGGUUCGGCCGGAGGUACUAAUGGACAAGGCAGAUUCGGUCAUCGAAGAUACUGGUGUUAGAGCACCGUUAGAAAUGAUGAACGAGGGAGCGGGUAGGACAAACAAUUUGGAAGAAUCUUUGAACGAUGAUUCUAAAGAGGAUGAAGUGAUACACGACAUUCCCACUUUGAUUCGACUAGAACCGGUAUUGAUACCUGCGGAACAUGAUCUCUUAGAAGAAGUGCAUCAAAGAAAGCGUCGGCAAGUAAAUCGGGAAAGUUGGUCAUUUGUAAGAAAAAAAUUAAAAAAAUCUGAUCAUAUGAAGUAUUUUAGGAAGCAAGAAACUUCAUCAGAAGAUGAUGAUGAAAUCCUUAUGAACGGUUCAGUAAUAUCCGUCAUCAAUCACGUCUUUCCUGAAAAUACAAUACCAACACCGCCCGAAAACGAAGAACUUCGGAGAGGUCUCGAUAAUGUAACUCAUGCUGAAAUCUUGGGUAACAAAUGGCAAAUGCUUGCGAUGAUGCAAUCUAUGGAUGAAUCAGAACUUUCGUCACGCCACCCAUUGAAAUAUACAAGUGGCGAGCAGGUCGUGAUUCCCUCUCGCCCUUCAACAUGCGAUUUCCGAACUGUUCCCCACAAAAUUUUGGAACAUGAUCUUCAUUGGAAUCCAAUCAAAACCGCUGCAAAGUUAGGAAUUGUCCACAUCAUUGCUUUAAACCACACCUCACAUGAUUAUGAUUUGACAGAGAUAAUUCAAGAAGGAAGUAGUUUCCUUGAUUCGGAAAAUUUUCUGGCAUUAGCUGACGUUGAAAUCACCAACAAAGACGAUAAAACUCAUUUAAAAUCAAGGAAAGAAAAGAAAAGGGGCGAAGUGGCAAAACGAUCAGAGAUCCAAAAGAGUGGUUCGACCUUUAUUGCGCCACAAGACAAACCCGCUACUUCUUUUUCUAUUGAUGCGUACGAUAACCAUUCAUUGAGUUAUUCGAGAAGGAAGGAUCCUCCUAUUAAGAGCUCGAAUCAAAAGGAAAAAUCUGUCAAACAAAAUGUAUCUACCGGCAUACAACCAUUAUUACGCAAACCUACCGCUAGAAGAUCUAGAAAUGUUGAUAACCCAAUUCCAGAUAUCAUGAGUUGGAUUAGGAUCGGAAACGAAAAUGAAAAGGCCCCAUCACUAGAAAAUGUCAAUGAUUCUAUUCCCAAUGUGUCUGGGCAAGAUCGUGUUCCUCAAAGGCUUUCAGACCUAAGGAACAAUAAUGAUGUUGAAAACUAUGAUGAUAUUGAAUGUAUCGAUUUAACUCGGGAUACAGAAUCGCCAGCACCAAAGAUUUCAGCACCAGAGAUUCCUAUAGUACAUUAUUCUUCUAAGACAUCUCCAUUCUUUAAAAAUAAGGUUUCGUCGCAAAAUAGACCAAACCUUUUUGAUACAACGCUCUUUCCGGAUUCAUUUUCCGCAACUAGAUCAAUUGAUGAUUACAUGCUAUUACGAGGAAAAUUAUCACCAGGAAGGCGACGAGAAGACAAAGCUCCAAGGGCCACUAGUUCACUUGACAAAAUCGCAAGAAAAAUCGUCACCCCAGAUAACGCGACCUCACCAACUUCUCACGUGACUCCCGUUACGAACCAAAGCGUGUCGAUUUUAAACAAGGAUUCCUUUGUCUCCAUUAGCAAGGCUAUGCUUGACCGGCUUCCAAAACCCAAAGUCCCUUACAAGUAUAUUGCUUCAGCACGCAUAUUACCGAAUCGUGGACUCUUGACUGCAUUGAAGAGCAGAGAUUGCAAAGUAGAGCUUAUCGAAAGAGAUUUCGAGUACAUGAGGCCUUUCUUGUCGGAAAGAGAAUCAGAUGCUAUUCAUGUGGACGUCGAUAUCAUUAUCGACGAACGAACCGGAGCCAUAUUUUAUCCACUAAAUAAGCUUGCUCAAGGUCAAACGGUUUCGAAACUUGUGCAAACCGUAAACCGCCUUCGUUUGAAGUACACGAAUUUGUAUCUGAUUCUAGAAGCAUACACCUGGAAGAAUCGGCCUGCGAGUAAAAACACGGAGCAUACCAUAACCGCAUAUCCUUUUACCUUACCGACAUUAAGGGCGAUUUCCGAGUUACAAUCGAUAUUGAUGUGCAGUAAUUGCGAUGAUGUGCAAGUAAUGUUUUCGUUGUGCGAAGAAAUGUCCGCCAAAUUGUUGAGAAUGAUAGGCAAUCGUUGCGCCAUGCAGUGUGAUGAACUAGGAAUCAACAAGCGUGGAUGGAAGGAUCACAAGCAAUGGGAGUCGAGAGAUUGGAUGGCCAUGGAAGAAAGUUUGGUUAGAUUUUUCGUGAUUCUCAAAUUUUUAACUUUGACGAAAUCAUUUUAA